UAGUGGGCGAUCGGGGUAGCGCAUUAAGCACAACAAAGAUCAAGUCCAGGAGUCGCUAACGGCAAAGCUUCUUAAGACAGCUUCAGACCGCCUGAAUACCAGAGCAGACUCCGCUUGGAUUCAAAUUUAUUCUCGCAUUUACUCGACGGUCUACGAUCGUUGUCGCCGGAGACACAGUAUUCCGUUUUCUUUCAACUACGUUGGCUAUAAAGUUGUAUUUAGUCAGCUAGCUAGCGGACGCUAACCGAGCUCAUCUUACUUUAGUAGUGCAAACGACCCGGCGGUAGAUUGCGACCAGUUAUCGUGCGUUCUCACUGCCACUGUGUUCACUGGAUUGCCAGCUAGCUAGCUGUGACUCUAGCUAGCCGAUCGCAUCAGAGGCAGUUUCGGACAAACUUAGGUUAAAUAGCUAGGCUAGCUGGCUAACAUUUGUUUCAAGAAAAAGCUACGUAUCAGCCGAGGAGACAAGAAGCCUGUUGUGGCUACUAGCUAACAGCUCAUCUGGAUGAUGGUCAGGGCUUCGAUAUGUCACUAGUGCCCAGAAAACAGCACCAGUACAGUCAGCUAGCUAAAUGAAACACUGGACAAAGUGUGUAGUGGCUGGCUAGAUGAUCAGCUAACGACUACCAAUACAUCAGUUUUGUAGCUGCUAUGUUUUUGCACCGAGACUGACUGGCUAGCUAGCUUCUAGCAGUAGCUAUUCUAGGUUAGUUGACUGCCAACAGUUGAUCUUUUAACAUUUAAACAUGGGUGUGGUGGAGAGGUUUGUGUCUAAUCCGCUGAGUUCAUAGGAUGGAGAAAGCGUCUCCGAAGGACAACGGCAAACUGUGUUUAAAUCCUUUUCCUUCUCUACCCUGAAAAACAUUGACGCAGGUGGAACAGUAUUUUGGAUGUUGCAUGAAAAGGACACUGGAGGCCAUAGACGUGGCGAAGAAAAAAAGUAUAUAGGUUUUUAUUUAAAAAUGCGGAAUAAUCAUGCGAGGAAUAGUGGCACACCGGACUUGGAGACGAUAGCGACUAUACUUCUACAUGUAUGAACAUUGUAGGUUUAAUAACGAAAGAGAACUUCAAUAAUGUCUUCCUACGCCGAAUUCGUACCUCCCCCCGAGUGCCCGGUUUUUGAGCCGAGUUGGGAGGAUUUUUCGGAUCCGUUAGGGUUUAUAAACAAGAUACGACCCAUAGCGGAGCAAAGUGGCAUCUGCAAAAUCCGACCACCCCAGGAUUGGCAGCCCCCUUUUGCUUGUGAUGUGCGCAACUUUCAUUUUACGCCACGAGUGCAGAGGCUGAAUGAGCUGGAGGCCCUUACCAGAGUCAAACUCAACUUCUUGGAUCAAAUUGCCAAGUUUUGGGAACUUCAGGGCUCUAAACUGCGCUUUCCACAUGUGGAGAGAAAGAUCCUUGACUUGUACCUUCUCAGCAAGAUUGUGUCUGCAGAAGGAGGCUUUGAGGCUGUCUGCAAGGAGAAGCGGUGGUCCAAGAUAGCCAGUCGCAUGGGCUUGCCCUCGGGGAAGAGUAUUGGCUCCCUGCUGCGCACCCACUUUGAGAGGAUCCUUUACCCAUAUGAGCUGUUCCAGUCUGGAGCUUCGCUCUCUGGCGUUAACCGGCUGUACCAGGACGGGGAUGAAACCGAGGACGUGGAUGAAGGAAUAGAGGGUGGCUGUGAGGAAGAGGAGGAGGAUGAAGAAGAGAAGCAGAGGGAAAAGGAAGGCAGGGAACAGGAUGGUCUGGGAGAUGGGCCACAAAAUAAAGAGCACCCACUUCCUGAGAGGCGCUCACGACGUCUGAAGUCUGAGCGAGAGAACAAAGAGCCCAAAAGCCUGCAGAUCUUUGGCAGCAGUCCUAAGGUGGUCGGCCUGGAGAUCAUCCCGUCCGAUGACGGGUUCAAGAAACAGAGAUACCUCAAGGCACAAGCUUUUGCUAUUAAGAUGCGUCCACGCAAGGAAACUCUAGAAGUUAAUUUUAUUGACCUAUACAUGUGCAUGUCCUGUGGGCGGGGUGAUGAGGAGGACCGCCUCCUGUUGUGUGAUGGCUGUGAUGACAGCUACCACACAUUUUGCCUGAUCCCACCACUUCAGGAUGUGCCAAAGGGUGACUGGCGCUGUCCCAAGUGUGUGGCAGAGGAGUGCAGCAAACCUCGGGAGGCGUUUGGCUUCGAGCAGGCGGUGCGGGAGUACACGCUGCAGAGCUUUGGCGAGAUGGCAGAUCACUUCAAGUCGGACUACUUCAACAUGCCAGUUCAUAUGGUGCCCACUGAGCUGGUGGAGAAGGAGUUCUGGAGGCUGGUGAGCAGCAUUGAGGAGGACGUGAUCGUGGAAUACGGGGCCGAUAUCAGCUCCAAAGAAGUGGGCAGUGGAUUUCCUGUCCGAGACGGGAAGAGACGACUCUUGGGGGACGAGGAGGACUACGCCAACUCCGGCUGGAACCUGAACAACAUGCCUGUGCUGGAACAGUCCGUGCUCGCCCACAUCAAUGCCGACAUCUCGGGCAUGAAGGUACCCUGGCUCUACGUGGGCAUGUGCUUCUCCUCCUUCUGCUGGCACAUUGAAGACCACUGGAGCUACUCCAUCAACUACCUGCACUGGGGGGAGCCCAAGACGUGGUACGGGGUCCCCGCCCAUGCAGCAGAACAGCUGGAGGCAGUGAUGAAGAAGCUAGCCCCGGAGCUGUUCGACUCUCAGCCAGACUUGCUGCACCAGCUGGUCACCAUCAUGAACCCCAAUGUUCUCAUGGAGCAUGGCGUGCCAGUGUUUCGGACCAACCAGUGUGCUGGGGAGUUUGUGGUUACCUUCCCAAGGGCAUAUCAUAGCGGCUUUAACCAGGGCUACAACUUUGCUGAAGCUGUCAACUUCUGUACUGCAGACUGGCUGCCCCUGGGCCGCCAGUGCGUGGCGCACUACCGCCGCCUGCAGCGCCACUGCGUCUUCUCGCAUGAGGAGCUGCUGUGCAAGAUGGCGGCCGACCCGGAGAGCCUAGACGUGGAGCUGGCCGCUGCCGUGCACAAGGAGCUCGGGGAGUUGAUGGAGGAAGAGAGCAGCCUCCGGCAGGCCGUGCAGGACAUGGGGGUGCUGUGCUCUGAGCAGGAGGUGUUUGAGCUGGUCCCCGACGAUGAGCGACAGUGUUGCAGAUGUAAAACCACCUGCUUCCUGUCAGCGCUGACGUGCCCGUGCAGCCCCGAGCGCCUGGUGUGCCUGCACCACGCCGCUGAGCUGUGCGACUGCCCUCUUGCUAACAAGUGCCUCAGGUUCAGGUACGAUCAGGAGGAGUUCCCUGCAAUGCUGUAUGGGGUGAAGUCACGCGCCCAGUCCUAUGACACCUGGGCCAAGAGAGUCAGCGAUGCCAUGGGAGCCGAUCACAAGAACAAGAAAGAUCUGAUUGAGCUGAAGGUGCUGCUAGAGGACGCAGAGGACAGGAAGUACCCAGAGAACAAUCUGUUCCGCAAGCUGCGGGAGAUGGUGAAGGAGGCAGAGACCUGCUCCUCCGUGGCCCAGCUGCUCCUCAGCCACAAGCAGAGAACCAAAAGGGAGCGACCAGAGAGCGGCCGCACGCGCACCAAGCUGACGGUGGAUGAGUUGAAGGCCUUCGUGGAGCAGCUGUUCCGUCUGCCCUGCGUCAUAAGCCAGGCGCGUCAGGUCAAAGAGCUGCUGGAGAACGUGGAGGACUUCCACGAGCGCGCACAGGUGGCCCUGGCUGACGAGACGCCCGAUUCGGCCAAGCUGCAGGCCCUGGUUGACCUGGGCGCUGGCCUGGACGUGGAGCUGCCCGAGCUGCCGCGCCUCAAGCAGGAGCUCCAGCAGGCGCGCUGGCUCGAUGAGGUGCGCCUGGCCCUGCAGGAACCGCAGCGAGUCACGCUCGAGCUCAUGAAGCGCCUCAUUGACUCGGGCGUGGGUCUGGCGCCGCACCACGCUGUAGAGAAGGCCAUGGGCGAGCUACAGGAGAUCCUCACCGUGUCCGAGCGCUGGGAGGACAAGGCUCGGGCCUGCCUGCAGGCCAGACCACGGCACAGUAUGGUCAGCCUUGAAAGCAUCGUCAUAGAGGCCAAGAACAUUCCUGCCUACCUGCCCAAUGUGCUGGCCCUUCGAGAAGCACUGCACAAAGCCAAGGAGUGGACAGCCAGAGUGGAGGCCAUCCAGAAUGGCAGCAACUACGCCUACCUAGACCAGCUGGAGGCUCUGUUGGCAAGGGGCCGGUCCAUUCCCGUGCGUCUGGAUGCCCUGCCGCAGGUGGAGUCCCAGGUGGCCUCGGCCCGAGCCUGGAGGGAGAGGACGGCUCGCACCUUCCUCAAGAAGAACUCCACCUACACCCUGCUGCAGGUCUUGAGCCCCCGCGCGGACAUCGGCGUGUACGGCACAGGCAAGAGCAAGCGCAAGCGGGCCAAGGAGCUGCUGGAGAAGGAACGCGGCGGGGAUCUGGACAGCCUGAGUGACCUGGACGAUGUUGGCGAGGAGGUGUGCGAGCCCGCCGCUGUAGUUGCAGCCUUCAAGGCCAAGGAGCAGCAGGAGGUAGAGGCAAUCCACUCGCUGCGCGCCGCCAACCUGGCCAAGAUGGCCAUGGCCGACCGCAUUGAGGAGGUCAAGUUCUGCCUGUGCCGCAAGACGGCCGUGGGCUUCAUGCUGCAGUGCGAGCUGUGCAAGGACUGGUUCCACGGCGCCUGCGUGCCCCUGCCCAAGACGGGCUCGCAGAAGCGGCUGGCGGCCGGCUGGCAGGGGGGCAGCAAGGAGGCCAAGUUCUUGUGCCCGCUGUGCCAGCGCUCGCGCCGGCCCCGUCUGGAGACCAUCCUGUCGCUGCUGGUGUCCCUGCAGAAGCUGCCUGUGCGACUGCCCGAGGGCGAGGCGCUGCAGUGCCUGACGGAGCGCGCCAUGAGCUGGCAGGACCGUGCGCGGCAGGCCCUGGCAACCGACGAGCUCUCGUCCGCCCUGGCCAAGCUAUCCGUGCUCAGCCAGCGCAUGGUGGAGCUGGCGGCGCGCGAGAAGACGGAGAAGAUCAUCAACGCCGAGCUGCAGAAGGCCGCCGCCAACCCAGACCUGCAGGGUCACAUCCAGACGUUCCAGCAGGCAGGCUUCAGCAGGGCCACCUCGCCCCGUGCCUCCCUGGACUACGACGACGAGGAGACCGACUCUGACGAGGACAUCCGCGAGACUUACGGCUAUGACGUAAAGGACUCUGGGGAAUUGAAGCCCUACUUGUUCUGUGAUGAGGAGAUCCCUGUGAAAUCGGAAGAAGUCGUCAGUCACAUGUGGCCAGCCACGCCCUCCUUCUGCGCAGAACAUGCCUAUUCUUCUGCCUCCAAGUCUUGCCCCCAGAACCAAACCACCCCACGCAAGCAGCCCAGGAAGACACCCCUGGUGCCACGCAGCCUGGAGCCGCCGGUGCUGGAGCUGUCCCCGCCUGCCAAGGCCCAGCUGGAGGAGCUGAUGAUGGAGGGCGACCUGCUGGAGGUCUCCCUCGAUGAGACGCAGCACAUCUGGAGGAUCCUGCAGGCCACGCACCCUCCCUCUGAGGAUCGCUUCCUGCAGAUCAUGGAGUUUGAGGAGCCCCUGCUGGAGAAGCCCAUGAAGCUGAAGGUGAAGGACGUGGAGAGGAAGAGGAAGAGGAAGCUGGAGCGUGCCGAGCAGCAGCAGCUGCUGAUGGCGGCCGGCGGCGGCGGCGUGGAGGGCCGGCCCAAGUGCAAGGACAUCAAGCGCGUCCUGGAGGCGGGGAGCAAGCCCAAGAAGAAGAAGCUCAAGUUCAGCCCGGACAAGUCACGCGAGCUGAAGCAUCUGGCCAAGCGCCUGGCCAAGGAGGAGAAGGAGAGGAAGAGGAAGGAGAGGGCCGCGGCGGCCAAGGCCGAGCUAGCCAAGGAGAGCCUGGAGAAGAAGAAGGAGAAGAAGGUCCUGGACAUCCCCUCCAAGUACGACUGGUCGGGAGCGGAGGACUCGAACGACGAGAACGCCGUGUGCGCCGCUAAGAACUGCCAGAGGCCGUGCAGGGACAAGGUGGACUGGGUUCAGUGUGAUGGCGGAUGUGAUGAGUGGUUCCAUCAGGUGUGCGUCGGUGUGUCAUGCGAGAUGGCUGAAAACGAAGACUAUAUCUGCUCCGCCUGCUCCCGUAAGGCGGGAGCACUUCCUGGAGGCGGGGCAUGCAUUAAAGUGGGUGUGGAGGCUGUGGUAGUGACAUCCCCCGUCUGUAGUACUCAGACACUCUCUCCCCUGUCCCAGCCAGAGCCCCAGGAGGGCAGCUAACCCACACAGCCUGUGGACUACAUACGGUCCCUAGAACUGCUCUGUUUCUUUGCUCCAGUCCUUAGGGCAGCCAAUCAAAAUACAAACCCAGAAAUCCCCUCUUGAACCUAUUGGUGGACUGUGAUGCAUAAUUGCAACCUCACUGCUGCACAGUGCAUAAACAAAAAGGAUGAGUUAUGUUACAUGAGCAGUAGUCUGUCAUGGUGUCUGCAUGGGUGGAUUCUAAUCAUGGAUUAUCACUUGCAUCAAGAUGUUUGAUGAACAGGCCUGGAGAAACUCAGAACUGGUCAAAUGGCACACUGGAGACAUUCCAUCUUGCGCCGUAGUCUAGGGUUAUCCAGGGGUAUGCAGAUCUUUUGUAAUUACAGAUAGCUGAAGGAAAUGUUAACAUAACUGAUUGGCCACUUUGCCAUCACACCUGACUGCUAAGUAAAGGGAAAGAGUGGAAAAUCUAGGACCAUGAGACCUGUGAUUUGAAUACCCCUGCCAUAAUUAUAGACCCAAAAAAUGUCAUGGCCAAACAAACAUCAGUCUUCUCAAUGCUCAUAUUUUGUUUUUGUUUUUUCAUUUUGUUUCCUCACCCUCCAGACUGGUUGACUAUAGAGCUUAGGUUGAGCCUCGACCACAUACACCAGCAACCUACCAGCACACACGUGGGAUAUUGUUUGUCAAGAUUGUUUAAACUUGCCUAAUGAUUUCCCCCCCAUGUUGACAGUUGUACUCACAGACCAUAAUAUUUUGACCCUACGGUAUCCCCCAAUGAUCUACUUGGCUUUGGAUGUCCCAUCAACAGCCUAGGAGGAUUACUAACCUGCUCAUCUUGAUCUACCUGGUGAAUAAACAAGUUGCCACUCAACAUGUAGCACCUGGAUAGUUGUAUGCAGUUAAAUAUAUUUAUGAUGUAAAUAGGUUUUAAGGAAUCCAUAAUGUGGCUGUUUUCAUUGCUCAACUUUAUUAAAACUAUUCCUAGUGAAACAAA
Messenger RNA from Electrophorus electricus (electric eel), 7197 nucleotides. RefSeq names its product lysine demethylase 5A (gene kdm5a). Gene Ontology annotation, cellular component: chromatin; nucleus. Lineage: Eukaryota; Metazoa; Chordata; Actinopteri; Gymnotiformes; Gymnotidae. Gene Ontology annotation, biological process: chromatin remodeling; regulation of DNA-templated transcription. The record is from RefSeq and is a predicted model, not a curated record. Gene Ontology annotation, molecular function: histone H3K4me/H3K4me2/H3K4me3 demethylase activity; DNA binding.